GGAUACAUUCCUUCCAAAAUGCCACUAUUGAUCUAUCUUGUUCUCUUGGUACUUGGAUUUCAUACUAAAAUCCAUUGUGUACCACCUAACAGAUCUGAAGGCAAAAAUAACCACCUACCAUUCUCCAAAAAUGCCAUUCUCUAUAAGAUGCAAUCUAGAAUUGCCAACUUUACAUUCAACCUGUACCAGAGGUUCACUGUGGAGACCCCAAAGAACAUCUUUUCCUCUGUGAGCAUUUCUGCAGCUUCAGCCAUGCUUUUCCUUGGUGCUUGCUCCAGUACCCAAACUCAGAUCCUAGAGGGCUUGGGGUUCAACCUCACAGACACUCCAAUGGCCAAGAUCCAUCAGGGCUUCUAGUAUUUCAUCUGUUCACUCAAUUUUCUGAAGAGGGAGCUCUAAGUGUAAAUGGGAAACACAUUCUUCAUUGGGAAGUGGCUGAAACCACUGGCAGCUUUGGAAGAUGUCAAGAGCUUCUAUGAGACUGAAGUCUUUUCUACUGACUUCUCAAAUGUUUCUGCAAUCCAGCAGCAGAUCAACAGGCAUGUGGAGAAGCAAACCAAAGGGAAAGGGCAACAUCCAAACCCCAAGCCAAACACCAUCAUAGUCCUGAUGAAUGACAUUUGCUUUAAAGCACAGUGGACAAAUCUUUUUGAUGCAUCCAAAAUGGAAAAAGGUUCCAGUUUCUUAGUGGACAAGAACACCACAGUGCUAGUGUCCAUGAUGCACCAGAUGGAGGAAUACUCUCCUGUGGAUACAGAGCUGAACUGCACAAUGCUGCAAAUGGACUACAGUGAGAAUGCCCUUGCAAUCUUUGUCCUUUCUGAGGAGGGACAAAUAGAGAGGGAGGAAGCCAUAUCAUCUAAAACACCAAAGAAGUAAAACUGCAUACUCCAGAAGGGAUGGGUUGACUUGAUUGUCUCAAAGUUUCCCACAUCUGCAACUUAUGAUCUUGGAGCCAUCCAUCUGAAGAUGGACAUCCAGGAUGCCUUUGCUGACUAUGUGGAUUUUUCUGAAGUCCCAGGGGACAAUGGUCUGAAGCUUCCAAUUCACUGCUGCCUACAAGGUGUGUUGGACAUUGGUGAAAAGGGAACCAAAGCUGUAGCUGUCCCUGAGGUCAGGUUCCUGGACCAACCUGAGAUAACUGUGCUUCACCCUAUUAUCCAAUUUGAUAGAUCCUUCCUGCUGUUGAUUUUGGAGAAAAGCACCAGAAGUAUUCUCUUUCUAAGGAAAAUUGUCGAUCCAUUGUCAGUGUAG
Molecule: messenger RNA, 1254 nt
Organism: Choloepus didactylus (southern two-toed sloth)
Lineage: Eukaryota; Metazoa; Chordata; Mammalia; Pilosa; Megalonychidae
Gene: SERPINA7
Product: serpin family A member 7
Biological process (GO): negative regulation of endopeptidase activity
Molecular function (GO): serine-type endopeptidase inhibitor activity
Source: RefSeq, a predicted model, not a curated record